Molecule: messenger RNA, 1724 nt
Organism: Oncorhynchus kisutch (coho salmon)
Lineage: Eukaryota; Metazoa; Chordata; Actinopteri; Salmoniformes; Salmonidae
Product: la-related protein 7
Exons: 9
Coding region: 1-1005 (334 amino acids)
Molecular function (GO): RNA binding
Source: RefSeq, a predicted model, not a curated record
AUGGUUGACACCGAGAAAAGAGCAGUGGGCUGUGGUGCCACAUCCAUCAUAGACCUCAGUGGAAAGAACAAAGAGAAUGAGAAGAAGAAGCGGUCCCGCGUGAAACUAGUGAUGGCAGAUGUGAAGAAACAGGAACUUCUGCCCAAGAAAGUAACCCACGACUGGCUAGAGCAAGUGUUCACCAAAUGUGAAAAUGUGGUUUACGUCAGCGUGCCGAGAUACAAAACCACGGGCCACUCCAAAGGGUUCGCCUUCAUUGAGUUUGAGACGGAAGAGGAAGCACAGAAAGCCGUAGAGAUGCUAAACAACCCUCCAGAGGACGCCCCCAGGAAGCCUGGCAUCUUUCCCAAGACCAAGAACAGGAAGCCUAUCCCUGAUCCACCCUCCCUGAACACCACACAAGACGACAAAGAGGAGGAGAAUAAAUCCAGGGAGAGAGCCAAAAAGGAUGCCUCGGCGGUCCCAGACAAGGGAGAGCUCAGAGAAUGGAUCCUGGUUCAGAAUAACACGUGGGCAGGUUUGACUAAAUCCUGCACUAAGGAUGGUCUCCUGGUCCGACACUAUGACCUGCAAGUCAAGGGUGAGGAAGAGGGGGAGAAGAUGGAAGACUUCCUACUGAAAGCCAAGAGGACAAGGAAGAAGAAGCACAAGGAGAGGGUGAAGAUCAGGAAAGAGGUUAUUCCUCUCCAAAUCACACUCACCAAACCCUUUCCUGGCAGAAAAGUCAUCAAGGAUGCUCUCGCAGAGGUUUCCCCAGUGGUGUAUGUGGACGCCAUAGAGGGUGAUGCUGAGGGUUACGUCCGCUUCAAGUGUCCAGUCGAGGCCAAGGCCAUCAUUGAUGCUCGCACCGGGCUGCAGAACAAACACAGCUGGCAGCUAGAGUUCCUCUCUGGCGACCAUGAACAAAGGUACUGGCAGAAGAUCCUGGUGGACCGCCAAGCUAAGCUGAACCGACCCAGAAACAAGAAAAGGGGCACAGAGAAAAUAAGAUUCCCCUCCAUUUGAAUUUAUAUGGAUUAUGUGCAAGGAUCUCUAGCAGCACCCAACCAUUUUAAUUUGAGGAGAAACAUUUUGUUAAUGAGCAUGUUCACUCAUUAUUAUAUGCCUUAAAUUGAUUUUAACAGAGCAAUGUCUCUGUUGUAUCUCUUUCUGCCCCAGCUCAUUUCCAAAGCUGAGAAAAUCAUCAUAGCUAGGGACAGGAGGCCACUAAACACAUCCGCAUCAUGGAGGACUGAUCAAGACUGUCAAGUUCUACUGUGCGUCCUUUCUUUUCUGAAUAAUUUUCUUCCUUAAGAGUUUGACUGUCGGCCAUUUUGUAAUUUCUACAUAGGAUUAUAUUUUUGUGAAGCUUUGUUUUUCUUUUCAUGAGAAUGGUACAAGCAGAGAGAAGCCAUGGUUUUAAAGGGGAUGUUGUAGUUUUAAAAGGGAUACACGAUAACCUUCCACUGACUGGAAGGUUUUCAUGUAUGGCGACUGUUUUACAAGCAGAAAGCUGCUACGUUAUUUAAAUUGGGAAUAGGUUCGCUCACUAGUUUUUUGUGUUGCAGAGAGAGGUGCCAAAAUUUCAGUUAUGAAAUGUGAAUGUAUAUACUGUAAAUAUGAUUUCAAAACGUGCCCAGAAAAGCUUUGUUCAAGAACAAUGUUUCGGUAACAUGGCAACGAUAACCUUUUCUUUUUGAAGAAAUUUUUACAAUUUUUUAAAAUAAUAAAUAUACAUUUUGGUG